CAGGGGAUCCCAUCCCGUUUUUAUAGGGGCACUGACCGUUUUGCAGAGUGAACAGUCUUCUUCUUCGUUUGAGUCAUAUCUCUCCUAGCAAAUCAAUUCCAAUAGCUCGUGGUCCUUUCCUAAACGAGAUUAAUUGGUCCUUUCCUAAACGAGAUUAAUUCUUAUCCAAAUUUCUUUUGUUGCCAAGAAUUAGAUUUAUUCUUAAUUUAUCAGUGAAGAUUCCAGCGUUCUGGGCAAUCCGAGGCUCUGAGUUCAUUUUUCACCACAUUCGUCGAUGUUCUUCUAAUUCGUAUGCAUGUAUGUGUAAUGCACGUGUAUUUCCUAUCAAAUUCCGUAUUUUUUCACUUGCAUUUUCAACCCCGGCUUUGUAUCUGCUUCGCCGAUUUGUAGGUCCGGCGAGAUUUUGAUGAAUUGAGAGUAUAUUUACUCUUAUUUGUUUAAUUCCGGUAGAUGUAGUGGAGCGCGGUUCCCAAUUGGGCUCAGAGUUGAGUUGCGUUUUUUUUUUAAUUUUAUUUUUUAUGAAUAUAUAUGAUUUCGCCGGUGUUCAUUCGAAAUUUGUAAAAUCCAAAAAAGGAAAAGAUAGACUGUAGGAGAAAUUAGGUAUCUUUUUAACUUUGUGCUAAAUAAGUUGUGAUAUUUCCAGUGUCUUGGCUUAUUUGGUAUAUUCCCUUCCAAAUUUAGUUUAUGAAUGUUGAAUUUGCAUAGAGGUUAGUGUUGCACAUAAUUGCAAGUUUGCAACCCUUUAGGUGUGUGUCUGCCUCUAGCUGUCAUAAGAACUCUUCCUUUCAUUUGAGUUGUAUUUUGGUAGUGGCUUUCGACUAGAUUGAUAGUAGUCUCAUGGAUGGGAUUUGGGAUUACAUGGAGCUGAUGGGAACUCAUGUGAAGCAUAAUUCUCGAAAAGAAACUGAUGUUGGCGGCUUUAAAGCUAAGAAGCAUGUGAAGAAGAUGUAUGAAGCACUGAAGAAUGGUAGACACCAGGUUACGCAAUCUGGCCAGGCUUACACGUGCCCGUACUGCCCUGAGAAAAGGGGAGGGUCCUUCCGGUACACAGACCUUCUGCAGCAUGCAACUUCCAUUGGAAGUUGCAAUUCGAAGAAAAGGACUGAAAAGAACAAGGCCAAUCACCGUGCACUGGCUAAGUACUUGGCAAAGGACACAGCUGCGGGAGCAGGCCCUUCAAAGCCUUCAAAUGAGGUAAAUGUCCUUGCAGGCAUUGACCAUCGUGAGGUAUUGGUAUGGCCUUGUAUUGGAAUAAUUGUCAACAUUCCUACUAGCUUUAGCAAUGGUAGUUGGGAGAGUGGUAGUAGUUACUUAAGAGAUCAGUUGGUAAGUAAAGGAUUUUUUCCCACCCGUGUGCUACCCUUGUGGAAUCACCAAGGCCAUUCUGGAACUGCAUUUGUUGAAUUUGAUAUGAAUUUUACUGGAUUUACCAAUGCAUUGUCUUUUGAGAAAGAUUAUGAGGCUAAUCAUCUUGGAAAGAAGAAAUGGCUGGCAGACAAUUCCAAGAAGCCUGAUCUUUAUGCAUGGCUAGCCCGCAUAGAUGAAUAUACUUCUAAUAAUGUUGUUGGAGAAAAUCUACGGAACAUUGCAUGUCUUAGAGCUGUAUCAGUUAUUGUGGGAGAAGAAGCUCGAAGAACCACCACGUGCCCCUACUGCCCUGAUACAAGAAUGCGAGACUUUGAUUAUACUGAUCUUUUGCAGCAUGUGAGUUCAAUAGGCAGGUGUAACUCUAAGAAAAGGACAGCAACAGACAAGGCAAAUCACUUUGCAAUGGCUACGUACUUGGAAAAGAACGUAGUUUCUGUAGCUGGCCCUUCAUUGGCUUCACCAGAGGUAGAUGCUCUAGCACUGGCUAAUCACUUGAAAAGUGAAGAAGCCACCGGCACUUCAGAGCCUUGUGACGAGGUAGAUGUCCUUGCAGACCAUGACCAUUAUGAGAUGUUUGCCUGGCCAUGCAUUGGGAUUAUUGUCAAUAUUCCAACUAGCUUGAGCAAUGGUCGUUAUGUGGGGGAGAGUGGUGGUGAAUUGAGAGACCAGUUGGCAAAGAGAGGAUUUAAUCCAACCAGAGUUCGACCUUUGUGGAAUCACCAAGGCCAUUCAGGAACUGCACUUGUUGAAUUUUGUAUGGAUAUGACUGGAUUUACUAAUGCCAUGUCUUUUGAGAAAGAUUAUGAGUAUAACCUUCAUGGGAAGAAAAAUUGGCUGGAGAACAACGCCACAAAAUCAGAUCCUCAUGCAUGGGUAGCUCGCGCAGAUGAAUACAAUUCUAAUAGUGUUGUUGGAGAAAAUUUACGCAAGAUUGCACAUCUUAGAGCCUUAUCAGAUAUUAUGGGAGAAGAAGCUCGAAGGACCACUACAUGCCCCUACUGUCCAAGCACAAGAAGACGAGACUUCAUUUAUAAAGAUCUUUGGCAGCAUGCAAAUUCAAUAGGCAGUUGCAAUUCAAAGAAAAGGACAGAAAGAAACAAGGCAAAUCACCUUGCACUGGCUAAUUACUUGGAAAAGGACAUAGUUAUUGGAGCUGGCCCUUCAAAUCCUUCUCCAAAAGUAGAUGUCCUUACGUUGGCCAAGUCUUUAAAAACUGAAAUAUCUGCUAGAGCCGGCCCUUCAAAUCCUUAUGGCGAGGAAGGUGCUGCAAACCAUGAAUAUAAUGAGUUGUUUGUCUGGCCAUGGGUUGGCGUUGUUGUAAACAUUCCAACUAGCUUUAGCAAUGGUUGUCAUGUGGGGGAGAGUGGUAGUAAAAUGAGGGAUCAGCUGGCUAGUAGAGGGCUUAAUCCAACUAGAGUAAGAACUUUGUGGAACAAUGGAAGUCAUUCUGGAACUGCAAUUGUUGAAUUUCGUAAGGAUUGGCUUGGAUUUACCAAUGCCAUGUCUUUUGAGAAAGAUUAUAUGGCUGAUCAUCAUGGAAAGAAAAACUGGCUGGCAAAGGAUGAGAAGAAAUCUGAUCCAUAUGCAUGGAUUGCUCGUGCAGAUGAUUAUUUGUCAAAUGACAUUGUUGGAGAGCAUCUUCGAAAAAUUGGCGAUCUUAGAACCAUUUCAGGUAUUAUGGAAGAAGACGUUCGAAUGACCAACAAGCUUAUCCACAAGUUAACAAAUGCUAUUGAGGCAAAGCAAUUGCUCUUGCUAGAGAUGGAGAGUAGAUUAAAGGAGACAGAAACCUCUCUGCACCAAUUGAUCAAGGAAAAUGAUAAUACUCGUCAAGCUCACAAUGAAGAGAUUAAAAAGAUUGAGUCAAGUGCCCGAAAUCAUUUUCAAAGGAUAUCCAAUGAUCAUGAGAAGCUUAAAUCUCAGCUGGAAAUUCAAAAGAGAGAUCUUGAGCUCCGAGGUCAAGAACUGAUGGAACGGCAGAGACACAACGAAAUCGAGAGGAAAAAGCUUGCUGAAGACCUUGAACAGAAUGCAGUGAAAAAUUCAUUCAAUCAAGCUGCUGCUGUGGUACAAAGGAAGGUGGAUGAAAAAGUAAUGAAGUUGGCUGAGGAACAAAAGAAACAAAAGGAGGAGCUCCGUAAGAGAAUUAUUUUACUGGAGAAACAACUAGAUGCGAAACAAGCAUUAGAGCUUGAGAUUGAGCAGUUGAGGGGAAACUUGAAUGUCAUGAGACACAUAAAAUAUGAAGGUGGUGUCGAAGUGUUAGAUGAAGUUGAUUUGAUCCUCAAGGCCAUGAGAGAGAAGGAGAGAGAGCUUGGAGAUUUGGAAGCAAUAAACCACACUUUAGUUGUGCAGGAGCGCAAGAAAAAUGACGAGCUACAGGAUGCACGUAAAGAAUUGGUUAAUGGCCUGAAAGAUAUGUCAAUAAAUGCUCAUAUUGGUGUCAAGAGAAUGGGGGAGCUUGAUAGCAAGCCAUUUCACGAUGUAAUGAAAAGGAUUUAUGGUGACACUCAAGCAGACGAAAUGGCAACAGAGCUAUGCUCGCUGUGGGAGGAGUAUCUUCGAGAUCCUGAAUGGCAUCCUAUAAAGGUGGUCUACAUUAACGGCAAGCAUCAGGCUGUGAUAAAUGAAGACGAUGAAAAGCUGAGAGACCUGAGAGAACAUUAUGGUGACAAAGUUUGCAAUGCUGUGACAGCAGCUCUCUCUGAGAUAAACGAAUACAACCCGAGCGGGAGGUACGUUACAUCAGAACUGUGGAACUACGAAGAAGGUAGGAGAGCUUCCCUCAAGGAAGGAGUCGGGGUUCUGCUCAAGCAUUGGAGGUCCUACAGGCGAAAGAGGGGGAUGGAGUGAUAGGGUUGGAACAUGUUGUUGUACUUUUAGUAGCUUAGAGUUGUUCCAUUCAUUUUCAGCCGUAGCACGGUGGAACCCGGGGGGGGGGGGCACGAGGGUCUGCUCAGCCUUGACUUGAAUGAGCAUGGCUUUUUAGUCAUGGUAGAAAAUGAAUUGGGGAUGAUGUUAAACAAAUAAAAUGCUAUACAAAAUAAAGAAUAAUCUGACUUUCAUGUUAGUGUAAAA
This is a messenger RNA of Salvia splendens (bonfire salvia), 4446 nucleotides long. Its product is annotated as protein INVOLVED IN DE NOVO 2-like. NCBI's taxonomy places the organism in Eukaryota, Viridiplantae, Streptophyta, Magnoliopsida, Lamiales, Lamiaceae. The transcript is spliced from 6 exons. The record is from RefSeq and is a predicted model, not a curated record. Gene Ontology annotation, biological process: gene silencing by siRNA-directed DNA methylation. Bases 838 to 4221 code for a protein of 1127 amino acids.